This is a messenger RNA of Drepanopeziza brunnea f. sp. 'multigermtubi' MB_m1, 531 nucleotides long. RefSeq lists its product as uncharacterized. NCBI's taxonomy places the organism in Eukaryota, Fungi, Ascomycota, Leotiomycetes, Helotiales, Drepanopezizaceae. The record is from RefSeq and is a predicted model, not a curated record.
AUGUACUCGGACAGUUUUGAUGAGGUUCUGGGCCUAGAGGAACAAUUCUACAACGCUGGCUUCCAACAAGGCAUGGUCGAUGGCGUGAAAGCCGGUCGGAUCGAAGGACGAACAUUUGGAUUGGAAAAGGGUUUUGAAAAGUAUAUGGAAAGUGGGAAGCUCUAUGGGAAAUCAAUCAUUUGGGCAAAUCGCAUUCCUCGCCUUGAAAAAGACAACCUCAAAGAAGAUGGUUCAGCUCCCCAAUUUGGAGGGCAAGCCACCUCCUUUCCUCUUGGUGGUAGGCAAACGCAUCCGCGGAGCCUCGAUCCACUGCCCGCAAAUCACCGACUGGAAAACCACGUCAAGGUGCUGCACGCGUUAGCAGAAUCCGAAAGUCUGUCGACGGAGAAUACCGAGGAUGCAGUGUCAGAUUUCGAUGACAGGCUGAAACGAGCUCAGGGGAAAGCAAAGAUCAUCGAGAAGAUCUCAGGGGAAAGAAACCCGGGGACGGGUAACGACGUUCCAGAAACACGUAAUACAAGCAACGUUUAA